AUGCUCCUCUUCUCGGUUUUUGUUCUGAAACUUCACAUCAAUGGUCUCACCGCCUCCAAUUAUACCUUGAAGCCGGAUGUACUGCUCUUUCCGCCAGCUCCAUUCUUCUCCUUCAAGUACAUUGAUCGUAUCUCUACAAUUAAUGAUAUUUCUAAAGGAAUUGAUCUUCAAGCUCAUUUAAUGAAUGGAGAGGUUUCAAUUAGCAAACUUAUUUGUGAGCUUCUGCCGUCUUCCGAUGGAGAUGUAGCAUUUCAUCAAAUAUGCAAAUUUCUUCCAAAAUGCCACAUCAACUGCAUCAACACCGUUUGAGCCAUUGGACUUUAGAAGCAUAAGUUAGAAACGAACUAAUUGGUUUUAAUCUUAUUAUUACUCUGAUUGAUUGUCUGAAAAUGAACAAUUUUUAUU
Messenger RNA from Caenorhabditis elegans, 405 nucleotides. RefSeq lists its product as uncharacterized. The transcript has 3 exons. NCBI's taxonomy places the organism in Eukaryota, Metazoa, Nematoda, Chromadorea, Rhabditida, Rhabditidae. The record is from RefSeq and is marked reviewed. The coding region runs from base 1 to 309 and encodes 102 amino acids.